ACACUGUGUAGCCAUGGUGAGCGAGUUUCCGGGUCCGGGCUCUCGGGUCCCCUGGCGGCCAAGGGACGAGGCGCUGCGCGUGAACGUGGGCGGAGUGAGGCGGCUGCUGAGCGCGCGCGCCCUCGCGCGCUUCCCGGGCACGCGGCUGGGCCGCCUACAGGCGGCGGCGUCCGAGGAGCAGGCGCGGCGCCUAUGCGACGACUACGACGCGGCGGCGCGCGAGUUCUACUUCGAUCGGCACCCGGGCUUCUUCCUCGGCCUGCUGCACUUCUACCGCACCGGGCACUUGCAUGUGCUGGAUGAGCUGUGCGUCUUCGCCUUCGGCCAGGAGGCUGACUAUUGGGGCCUGGGCGAGAACGCUCUGGCCACGUGCUGCCGCGCGCGCUACCUGGAGCGGCGUGUGACGCGGCCUCGCGCCUGGGACGAGGACAGCGAUGCCCCGAGCAGUGUGGACCCGUGUCCCGACGAGAUCUCCGACGUGCAGCGGGAGCUGGCGCGCUAUGGUGCGGCCCGCUGUGGUCGCCUGCGCCGUCGCCUCUGGCUCACCAUGGAGAACCCCGGCUACUCGCUGCCCAGCAAGCUCUUCAGCUGCGUGUCCAUCGGCGUGGUGCUCGCCUCCAUCGCUGCCAUGUGCAUCCACAGCCUGCCCGAGUACCAAGCCCGGGAGGCGGCGGCGGCGGUGGCUGCAGUGGCCGCGGGUCGCAGCGCAGAUGACGUGCGCGACGACCCGGUGCUGCGCCGCCUGGAGUACUUCUGCAUCGCCUGGUUCAGCUUCGAGGUGUCGUCGCGCCUGCUGCUGGCUCCCAGCACGCGCAACUUUUUCUGCCAUCCGCUCAACCUCAUCGACAUCGUGUCGGUGCUGCCCUUCUAUCUCACACUGCUGGCCGGCGCGGCGCUUGGUGACCGGCGCGGAGCCAGCGGGGAGGAGCUCGGAGACCUAGGAAAGGUGGUACAAGUGUUUCGCCUCAUGCGCAUCUUCCGCGUGCUCAAGCUGGCCCGCCACUCUACCGGGCUGCGCUCUCUGGGCGCCACGCUCAAGCACAGCUACCGUGAGGUGGGCAUCUUACUGCUGUACCUGGCCGUGGGUGUGUCAGUGUUCUCUGGCGUGGCCUACACAGCCGAAGAAAAGAACGUGGGCUUCGACACGAUCCCCGCCUGCUGGUGGUGGGGCACCGUGAGCAUGACCACAGUGGGCUAUGGGGAUGUGGUCCCGGAGACUGUGGCGGGCAAGCUGGCAGCCUCUGGCUGCAUCCUGGGGGGUAUCCUGGUGGUCGCCCUCCCCAUCACCAUCAUCUUCAACAAGUUUUCCCACUUUUACCGGCGCCAGAAGGCACUGGAGGCGGCCGUGCGGAGCAGCGGCCAGCGGGAGUUUGAGGACUUGCUGAGCAGCGUGGAUGGCGUAUCAGACGUGUCUCUGGAAACAUCCAGAGAGACUUCUCAGGAAGGGCGCUCUACAGACCUGGAGACCCAAGCCCCCAGUGAGCCUGCAAAAUCUCACAGUUAUUAAAACCGGGGCUCUGCACUCCCUCCCCAAAGCCUGGGAAUCAGCUAAUGUAGAGCAGAGUCCUCCCCUGCUUAGGUUCUGCAUGGGAGCCAUCCGCCUGAGCAAAACAUAGGGGCCGCAGAUCUUUCUCAAAAAAGCCCAGAGCAGGCUAGCACCGCCCUCCAUUCCACCAGCCCACAGAAAGGCCUCCUCUGAAGUAUGUACACACCAAGAGGAGGAAGAGGACAGCCUCUGUAUGCGCCGGUUAGCCUUGUGCAGAUGAUUAUCCCCAUUUCACAGAUGAGAGAACUGAGGCUCAGCCGAAUGCCACGGAGAAGUCAGCUUUUAAUGAUAAGUCCCUGGAAGGAGUUGGGGGCCGAGUCUUUGGAAUCUGUAGGAUCAAUACCACAAUCAUCUGCCAUACACACUUCCUAGGGCUGACUUACAGAAGGAGCCUGACUAGAGACCCUUCUGGGACCCAAUCCCAGCGCUACACUUGCCACGGGAAAGGUGGCCAGCCCCCUGCCCCCAGAAAUAGGUUCUAGUGGAUCUGUCACAGCGUGGGACCCAGAGAGAAGCUGACUGAGAAGACCCAGCUCAACUCUGAACUGUUGGCGGCAGAGGGGUACCGCGCAUGCUCCGGUACCGCGCAUGCUCCAGUCCUGCUCGGCUUUCUUCAACUUGACACAAGCUAAAGUAAUCUGGGAAGAGGAGGCUCAGUGGAGGGAACGCCUCCAUCAGAUUGCUUGUCGGCAAGCCUGUGGGACAUUUUCUUGAUUAGUGAUUGAUGUGGGAGGCCCCAGCCCACUGUGCGUAGCACCAUUCCUAAGCAGGUGGUCCUGGGGUCUAUAAGAAAGCAGACUGAACAAGCCACGGGAGCAAGUCAGUAAGCAGUGUUCCUCCACGGCUCUGCUUCCAGGCUCCUGCUUCCGGGUUCCUGCCUUAUGCUCCUGCCCUGGCAUCCCUCAGUGAACUAUGACCUGGGAUAUGUAAGCCAAAUAAACCCUUUCCUCUCCAA
Rattus rattus (black rat) is the source of this 2501-nucleotide messenger RNA. RefSeq names its product potassium voltage-gated channel modifier subfamily S member 1 (gene Kcns1). Lineage: Eukaryota; Metazoa; Chordata; Mammalia; Rodentia; Muridae. Gene Ontology annotation, biological process: protein homooligomerization; potassium ion transmembrane transport; regulation of delayed rectifier potassium channel activity. Gene Ontology annotation, molecular function: delayed rectifier potassium channel activity; protein binding. The coding region runs from base 14 to 1507 and encodes 497 amino acids. The record is from RefSeq and is a predicted model, not a curated record. The transcript has 2 exons. Gene Ontology annotation, cellular component: membrane; voltage-gated potassium channel complex.